AUGGGUUCGUGUGUAAGCACGGAAGCGACAGGAGAUGCGGAGUCGAAGCGGAGGAGCCAAGCAAUCGACCGAAAACUAGAAGAGGACUCUAGGCGGCUACGGCGAGAGUGCAAGAUCCUAUUGCUUGGUUCCGGAGAAAGCGGCAAGUCGACCAUCGUCAAGCAAAUGAAGAUCAUCCACCAAAAUGGGUACACAGUUGAAGAGCUGGCGUUAUAUCGCCUAACGGUCUACAAGAACCUCCUCGAUUGUACCAAAUCUCUCAUAGCAGCCUACCACCAGUUCUCGCUAGAACCUUCAAGUCAAAAAGUCCGCGACUACAUCCAAUUCCUUUCCGAUUAUAACAUUGACCCUGAUCCAAAUAUACCCCUGGAUUCUCGGGUCGGUGACGCGAUAACGUAUCUCUGGAAUGACCCUUGUACUUCCAAUGUGCUGGAGCAUCAGAACGAAUUCUAUCUGAUGGAUUCUGCGCCAUAUUUCUUUGAUGAAGCUAAGCGGAUAGCUUCCCCAGAUUACAUACCCAACGUAAAUGAUGUACUCCGCGCGCGAACCAAAACGACAGGUAUAUAUGAGACGCGAUUUACCAUGGGCCAGCUUAGCAUACAUAUGUUCGAUGUUGGCGGCCAGCGGAGCGAGCGGAAGAAGUGGAUUCAUUGCUUUGAAAACGUAACAUCCAUCAUCUUCUGCGUGGCGCUGAGUGAGUAUGACCAAGUAUUAUUGGAGGAGAGCAAUCAGAAUCGCAUGAUGGAAAGCUUAGUCCUGUUCGAUUCCGUGGUCAAUUCUCGAUGGUUUAUGCGAACGAGCAUAAUUCUUUUCCUAAACAAGGUCGAUCUUUUCAAACAAAAGCUUCCUCGAUCUCCAUUGAACCAUUACUUUCCGGACUAUUCCGGCGGCAAUGACGUGAAUCGGGCGGCCAAAUACCUUCUUUGGAGAUUCAAUCAAGUCAACAGAGCGCAUCUGAAUCUUUACCCUCAUCUGACUCAGGCUACCGACACGACGAAUAUCCGUCUGGUAUUCGCCGCUGUAAAGGAAACAAUCCUGCAAAAUGCCCUCAAGGAUUCGGGUAUUCUGUGA
Messenger RNA from Aspergillus luchuensis, 1071 nucleotides. It is a transcript of the gene gpaB, whose product is annotated as guanine nucleotide-binding protein subunit alpha gpaB. Gene Ontology annotation, cellular component: heterotrimeric G-protein complex. Bases 1 to 1071 code for a protein of 356 amino acids. Lineage: Eukaryota; Fungi; Ascomycota; Eurotiomycetes; Eurotiales; Aspergillaceae. Gene Ontology annotation, molecular function: GTP binding; G-protein beta/gamma-subunit complex binding; G protein-coupled receptor binding. The record is from RefSeq and is a predicted model, not a curated record. Gene Ontology annotation, biological process: adenylate cyclase-activating G protein-coupled receptor signaling pathway. The transcript is spliced from 6 exons.